AUGACCUUGACAUUUAGUCUGCAUGAUGAGGUCCCGGAACCUUCUGCCACAGCAGAAGGAUUGAAUGAAGAGCUGACGAAGAUGAGGAAAAUAGUACGAGCGGCAAAGGUGCACGUGUCUAGAGAUUUAAUAAGGUAUAUAAAGAAACUUCAGAAGAAGACUUCUCAUCUGAAUAGUUGCAAACGACUCGAAAAUAAGAUAAAGAAUAGAAUAUCAGAUGUUAAACUUCUUCAUAGUCUUUCAGUUGUUAGACUAUGCAAACGUUUACUGGCAGAAGACCCGACUCUCGAAUCAAAAAAUGGAAAUCGUCCUACUCAGGAGGAUCGGUUAAUUAUGCGUCUUAGAUCAUCUAGACCCGUAGCAGCUUUUGUUGAAUCAUUUCGAGGGAAUCAUAAAGACUGGAGGAGUCUUGUACAUUAUUUAUUUUACAAAAAUAUAUCUGGUAAAUGGAAGUCAAGAGAGCAAAAGAGUCGUAAUAGAAAAGUUCGUGGAUCUUUACCUCUGCCUCCUGCACCUGUUCAGAAACCAGACGAAGCUACAUCACAAGAAGAAAGUCUUUCAGUUGUUAGACUAUGCAAACGUUUACUGGCAGAAGACCCGACUCUCGAAUCAAAAAAUGGAAAUCGUCCUACUCAGGAGGAUCGGUUAAUUAUGCGUCUUAGAUCAUCUAGACCCGUAGCAGCUUUUGUUGAAUCAUUUCGAGGGAAUCAUAAAGACUGGAGGAGUCUUGUACAUUAUUUAUUUUACAAAAAUAUAUCUGGUAAAUGGAAGUCAAGAGAGCAAAAGAGUCGUAAUAGAAAAGUUCGUGGAUCUUUACCUCUGCCUCCUGCACCUGUUCAGAAACCAGACGAAGCUACAUCACAAGAAGAAAGCUAUUCUUCAUCAGCAUAUCGUAUUAACAAUGAAACUGAAGAGUCUAAAGAUUCUACAAAACCAUUGACAGUUCCCAGCAAUCCCUUCGCUGAUGGUGAUGAUGUCCUCAGUGAUGCAGAUUCUGAUUUAGCUGAAAUGAUGAUCACUCAAUUACUUGAACGAAAAGGUAUUAAAAAGUGCAAUCCGACUAAGAAUAACAGUUCGUCGUCAUCUAAAGAAAAAAUCACUCCUCCUGUCGACAGUAUUCCAUCUACAAUUGAAGCGAUGAAGUCUAAGAUGAGCAAAUCAAAAGAUCUCAGUUCAGCAUCGAAUACUUCUCAUGUUAAGAAGAAGCAGAUUUCAUCUCCGAGCUUAGAUGAAAAUCAGCCUAAAAAGUUAAAGGAAGAUCCACUUUUUGAAGAACUUGAUGAUCUUCUUGGAGAUGAUGAUAAAGAAGUUAGAAAAUCAUUUAAAAAUAAGACUUUUAAAAAUCCGCGUUCAAAACAAACAAAAGGAUCAACAAUCAGUUCAAGGCCAACUCCAAGGAGACACGAUUCUACAAAAUUCUCAAAUAAAUUAAAACCAAACACUUUACAAAUGCAUAAAACAACACCACCCGUUUCUACAGCACCUUUACCAUCUGAGUUGACAAAACCCGGAUUACAUCCGUCAUGGGAGGCGAAACGAUUAGAAAAAGCAAAAAUUGUUAAUAUUACUAAAGGUCCACCACCUGAAGCUAAACGUAUUGUAUUUGACGAUUAA
Molecule: messenger RNA, 1614 nt
Organism: Trichobilharzia regenti
Lineage: Eukaryota; Metazoa; Platyhelminthes; Trematoda; Strigeidida; Schistosomatidae
Source: the annotation of a GenBank genome assembly